Molecule: messenger RNA, 3684 nt
Organism: Closterium sp. Naga37s-1
Lineage: Eukaryota; Viridiplantae; Streptophyta; Zygnematophyceae; Desmidiales; Closteriaceae
Source: the annotation of a GenBank genome assembly
AUGUCGCAUGUCGUGCAGUCCAACAGCCUCCCCUCAGGCGCGCAGCAGCAGCUUGUCAGCGCUCUCUCCCUCCUCACUGGUUUUCUAUCCACCCAGGAGGGAAGCAGAGGAGGAGGAAGGGGCACGUCUGCUGCUGCUGCUGGUCCGUCUGAUCCGGCUUCAGGGCACUUACUUAAAAUCCUGGAGGACGGGUCAAGAACCGGCGAGCUUCUAGCAGCUAAGAACCACGCCCGCCUCACCCACUACCUCUCCCAAGCCUCGGGGCUCCUCUCCAGCCUCGGCAGGCAGAGCGCCGGCGCCAACCCGAGCCUGCUUGCCAGCCUCGGUGGCGACCUUCGUGGUUCGUUGUCCAAUCAGGGUCGGACAAAUGGUUAUGGCAGUACACUGGGUGUGGAUCCUUCUGCUGCUGCUGCUGCGCCUGGUGCUGCUGCGCCUGGUGCUGCUGCGCCUGGUGUUGCUGCCUUGCCUGCGGCUUCUGCGUCGCCUGCUCCCAGCGCAGCAACAACCCUUGUGCCUCCAUCCGUUCCUCUUCCUCUUCCUCCUCCUGACGUUGCUCCUAUGCCGUAUCGCUUGCCCGGUGCUCCUGUACCAGCUCCUGCCCUUGCACCCACCGUAACUCCUCCGCUUGCUGCCUCUACUCCUCCUAAUCCAGCCCCCAGCACUUUCCCUUUUGAAGCGCUCGCCCAGUCUCUCGCGCUUGGGGGCCUUCAAUCCCACCCCAGCCUCUCCUCUCUCCCCGCCCUCCUGGCUGCUAUCUCCGCCCUUCAGCAAGGCAACCGCCUGCAGCAAACCAACGGCCCGCAGCACGCUGCAUCACCCGCUUCAGAGCAACAGGGCGCGAGCAGCGGAGCAGGUACGGAAGCUGCUCCGGCUGCUGCUGCCGCUCCUUCUGCUGGUGCUGCUGCUGCUAGUGCUGCUGCUGCUGGUGCUGCUGCCACUGCUGGUGCUGGUACUGCUACUGCUGCUGCUGCCACUACUGCUGCUGCAACUGCUGCUGCUACUGCUGCUGGGUCCUCUGCGGGGACAGGGGGAAGUGGGGGAGGGACAGGGGGGAGUGGGGGGAGUGGGACUGGCGCAGGUAGGAGUGGGGGAAGCGGGACCGGGACAGGGGUAGGGGGGAGUGGCGGAGGGGCAGUGGGGAGUGGCGGAGGGGCAGGGGUAGGGGGGAGCGGGGGAGGGACAGGGGGAAGUGGGUCUGGUGGGAGUGGGAGAGGGGCAGGGGGAAGUGUGGGGGCGGCAGGAGGGAGUGGGGGCGGGGCAGUGGGGAGUGGGGGAGGGACAGGGGGAAGUGGGAGCGGGGCAGGGGGAAGUGGGUCGGGGGCAGGGGGGAUUGCGGGAGGGGCAGGGGGGAUUGCGGGAGGUGGGAUUGGGGCAGGGGCGAGUGGGGGAGGGGCGAGGGGGUUGGAAGUUCUGGAGAGUCUGCGGCGGUCAGGGCCAAGCAUAGACCGCCUUAACUUUCAAGGCGCUGCUUCUGCCAUCCCUCCGCCCCCUCCUGCUUUUCCACAGGGAGAUCAUCGUCCCUCGGGGCUGGAAAGUGGGGGGGUGCAAAGGCCCGGGUUGCAAAGGGCAGGGCCCAGCAUAGACCAUCUGAAUCUGGAGGCAGCAGGGUUGGCUUCUCGCGCUGUUGCACUGCAUAGAGCAGGGCCGAGCUUUGGCUCUUUGAGUUUCCAAGGGGAAAUUCCCCUCUACAGGGGAGGUUCUGUUACAGGGGGAGGUCCCCCUACAGGCGAAGCCCGCCUCUAUAGGGGAGGCUCCGUUAUAGGAGAUAUAUCUCUACAGAGGGGUGGUUUGCCUUCAGGAGAGGCUCCGGUUUACAGGGGAGGUUCUAUUACAGGGGAGGUCCCACUGCAGAGAUUAGGCAGUGUGGGUACCCCGUGGGAGCAGGGAGGAGGAGGUGGGGUGCUUGGAGGAGGGGAGAGCGGGGUAAGAGAGGGUGGGAUAGUAGAAGGAUUAGAGGGUGGGGCGCGGAUGGGAGGAGCGGGAGGUUCUGAGGGAGUGGGGUGUGGGGUAAAGCGGGGAUGCGGAACCGUCCCUGCCACUGCUGCCACCGGAGCUAUCGAUAAAGCCGAAGCUGGCCUCCGCCCUGCUGGACACAGGCCGUCAGGCUUGGGAAACUCAGGCUCGGCAGGUGCAGGUGCGGGGGAUUUUGGCUCGGGAAGUCCAGGUCUGGAGAGUGGAGAUUUGGAAUGGAGGGCGAGCAUGGGGUGUGAAGCUAACAGCAUGGGUGUUUUCAAGGGGGGAGGAGUGGGAUUGGGGACUGGCAUGGACAUGGGGGUGGGUGAGCAAGGGAAUAGGGGGGGUGAGGGAGUGAUUUUGGGAGAUGCCCGUUCGGGCAGGGCUGGUGGGCUGCUCCCUUCGAGUGGCUUUACUGGCAGCGGAUUGGGCGGCAGCAGGCUGGCCGGCAGCAGGAUGGGCGGCGGUGGGCUGGCCGGCAGUGGGUUGGGCGGCGGUGGGCUCGGGGGGAGUGGGCUGGGCGGCGGAGGGCUGGGCGGCGGGUCGCGGUUGGCUCGUAGCGUGGUGUGGAGCAAAGAUCAGCUGAAGGAGAUUGAGCAGAUGAAAGAGACUAUGGCUGAGAUGGACGAGGAGGGGGAGGCGGCAGGUGCUGCACGGGAAGCACGGUUAGGGGAAGCACGGUUAGGGUUAGGGGCAUGGGCAGGAGCAGGUGCAGCUGGAGGAGAGGGAGCAAGCAGUGGCGAAGGGGCCAGAGCAGCGGCAGGGUCGUGGGCUGGUGCUGAUGCCUCUGCUGGCAAGACGCUGACUGGCGAUGGGGGCGGGAGGCGCCUGGAAAGAGGACGGAGCGGAGUGGGGAAAAGUGAUGAUUGGGAGGGGUUACAGAGGGGAGAGAGCUUGGGGGGGGAACUGGGGGGAAACAGCUCAGGGUUGGACUUGUAUUCGUUGGAUGGGGUGGGGGAUGAGGGGCAGGCAGGGGGCGGCAGGGACGAGGGAAGGUGGGGGAGCGAUGGUGGGGAGGAUGGUGAGGGUAUGGAGGGGGAAGGCAUGGAGGAGGAGGAGGAGGAGGACAGGAUGGAUGCGCACGGUUACAACAAUGGGCGGAUGGACGGGGGUGAUUUGGGCGGGCGGAUGGAGGGGAAUGGGCUGGGCGGGCCGGUGGACGGGUGUGCGAACCGCAAGCCGGGGCCGAAGCGGAAGGAGGGGCCAGUCAGCCACUUCUGCCAGAACGCACGGAAGCGGAGGGAGCGGUUGACGAGGCACAUAAGGGCGCUGGAGAAGCUGGUGCCGCAGAGGGCUCGCAGCGAUGCUGCCUCCGUUCUCGAGUCCGCCAUCUCCUUCAUCAAACGCCUCUCCCGGGACAACCAGGACCUGCGCAGGGAAAUGGCGACGCUCCGGCCUUCAUCCGAGGCCCAGCCGGCACACUUCAUGCCAACCCCUCCCCUCGCUGCCACUGCUGCUGAUACUGGUACUGGUACUGGUGCUGGUACUGGUACUGGCACUGCUUCGGUUUCUGCUGUUCUCGAUGCAGCUCCUUCCUCUGCUGCUGUGUUGGGUUCUCUGACAAUCCCUAUGGAUCCCUCUAGUCGUGCACUUGUUGCUUCUUCUGCCGCUGCUGCUGCUGGUGCUGCUGGUAUCGCUGCUGCUGCUGCUGCUGCUGCUGCCAGCCCUGUUUCUGCUUCUGCUUUUGCCCUUGGUCGUGGGUGCAGCAAUGCACUCUCAGAUCCCAGUUAA